CCGGCUGCUGGAUAGACAACCCUAGCCCUCCCGCUCCCGCUCCCCCCUCCCCCCUCCAAUUCCUUCUCCAGAUCGCUAUAUAAGACCUCGGAUUUCGAAAUUUUCCGCCAACUUUCCGCCCCGCCCCACCUCUUCCCGCCAUUUCCCCGGUCCUUUCUUCUCCGGCGCGGGGCCGGAUCCGGUUUUGGUGUAUGGCGGAGGCGGCAGCGGCGCUGGAGGGGAGCGAGCCCGUGGACCUGGUGAAGCACCCCUCCGGUAUCGUCCCCACGCUCCAAAACAUUGUGUCAACGGUCAAUUUGGAUUGCAAAUUAGACCUCAAAGCUAUAGCUUUGCAAGCACGCAAUGCAGAAUAUAAUCCAAAGCGUUUUGCUGCAGUUAUCAUGCGAAUAAGAGAACCAAAAACUACAGCUCUGAUAUUUGCAUCGGGUAAAAUGGUCUGUACUGGGGCGAAGAGUGAACAACAAUCCAAGCUUGCAGCAAGAAAGUAUGCUCGUAUUAUCCAGAAACUUGGCUUUCCUGCUAAGUUCAAGGACUUCAAGAUUCAGAACAUUGUUGGCUCUUGCGAUGUUAAAUUUCCAAUCAGGCUGGAGGGACUUGCAUAUUCUCAUGGUGCUUUCUCAAGUUAUGAGCCAGAACUCUUUCCUGGUCUGAUAUAUCGGAUGAAGCAACCAAAAAUUGUUCUUUUGAUUUUUGUUUCAGGCAAGAUUGUUUUAACCGGAGCAAAGGUGAGGGAUGAGACAUAUACUGCCUUCGAAAACAUAUACCCUGUACUGACGGAGUUCAGAAAAGUCCAGCAAUGAUAACUUAUGGAGGCCACGAGUACAAGCUUCCUUGAGAUCUUGCUGCCUUGUGACUGCUAAUUUUGUCGUCUGUACAUAUAGUCUGGAGGAGCGUACAGCAUCUUGUAAUUUAUGUGAGCCCCUCGGUGGAUGAGUGUUGUAGAAUGUAGACUUGUAGUGUGGAACUGUGGAUGAUGAGUACUCCUAUGUUGUUGUCUCGGGAGAUGGGAGUUCAAUCGAACGGAAAUAGUGGGGUUCUCUACUAAAUCUCUCUGAUUUUUUUCCCUUUUGCAAGUAGACAUGUAGUGCGACAUUUUACAGAGAUGGAUGGCUAACUUCAAGUGGCAGAACAUGUACUGUGGAUGCGUAAGAAUAAUGUGUAUUGUUGGAUGA
Molecule: messenger RNA, 1172 nt
Organism: Oryza brachyantha (malo sina)
Lineage: Eukaryota; Viridiplantae; Streptophyta; Magnoliopsida; Poales; Poaceae
Product: TATA-binding protein 2-like
Exons: 9
Coding region: 192-800 (202 amino acids)
Biological process (GO): DNA-templated transcription initiation
Molecular function (GO): RNA polymerase II general transcription initiation factor activity; DNA binding
Source: RefSeq, a predicted model, not a curated record